Molecule: messenger RNA, 1267 nt
Organism: Daucus carota subsp. sativus
Lineage: Eukaryota; Viridiplantae; Streptophyta; Magnoliopsida; Apiales; Apiaceae
Product: oxygen-evolving enhancer protein 1, chloroplastic
Exons: 2
Coding region: 192-1190 (332 amino acids)
Biological process (GO): photosystem II stabilization; photosystem II assembly
Cellular component (GO): photosystem II oxygen evolving complex
Molecular function (GO): oxygen evolving activity
Source: RefSeq, a predicted model, not a curated record
AACAUGAAACCAGAGAAAUGAGCUGAGAUCAACCAAUGAAAAAAUACCUUAUCCUGAUCCUUUUAUCUUGCUCAAACCUACGACACCAAUGAUCUUAGGCCUUCAUCUUCAUACAAAUUAUUUCCUCUACUUGUACAACUAAUAAGACUAGAUCCAUAAACCAGUCCACAUAAUAGAUUUUACAAUAUUCAAUGGCAGCCUCACUCCAUGCAGCUGCGACUUUCAUGCAACACACUAAGGUGGGAGGUAUCCAAACUCGACCUGCGCUACAACUGAAGUCUUCACCUAGCCUUUGCAAGGCUUUUGGCGUCGAGUCUAGCGGAGCUAGGGUGACUUGUUCCCUGCAAUCUGAUUUGAAGGACUUGGCUCAUAAGUGUGCUGAUGCCGCUAAAGUUGCUGGUUUUGCCCUUGCCACUUCUGCUCUUGUAGUUUCGGGUGCAAGUGCCGAAGGGGUUCCAAAGAGGCUGACUUACGAUGAAAUUCAGAGCAAGACAUACAUGGAAGUAAAGGGAACUGGAACUGCUAAUCAGUGUCCAACAAUUGAAGGCGGGUCCGAAAGUUUUGCAUUUAAGUCUGGCAAAUAUAAUGCCAAGAAGUUCUGCUUGGAACCUACAUCAUUCACUGUUAAGGCCGAAAGUGUGGGCAAGAAUGGCCCUCCUGAAUUCCAGAAGACCAAACUAAUGACCCGCUUGACCUAUACUCUUGAUGAGAUCGAAGGGCCCUUUGAGGUUGCCUCAGAUGGCAGUGUUAAAUUUGAGGAAAAAGAUGGAAUUGAUUAUGCUGCUGUUACUGUUCAGCUUCCUGGUGGAGAGCGUGUGCCCUUCCUCUUCACCAUUAAGCAGCUAGUAGCAUCUGGCAAACCUGACAGCUUUUCGGGAGAUUUUCUUGUGCCAUCUUACAGGGGUUCAUCUUUCCUUGACCCAAAGGGUAGAGGUGGUUCCACUGGUUAUGAUAACGCGGUUGCAUUGCCUGCCGGAGGCAGAGGAGAUGAAGAGGAGCUUGCUAAGGAGAACACAAAGAAUACAGCAUCUUCAACCGGAAAGAUCACGUUUAGUGUUACAAAUAGCAAGCCGGAGACUGGUGAGGUGAUUGGAGUUUUCGAAAGCAUUCAGCCAUCUGAUACUGAUUUGGGAGCUAAGGUUCCUAAGGAUGUGAAAAUUCAAGGGGUCUGGUAUGCUCAACUUGAUUAGUAGGGGAUCUUGGAAUCAAUGUAAUAAGCGUCCUGGUUCAGAUUUUGUUUUUUUAACAAAGUUGUUUAUGAUGUCAA